CGGAGUGGGUGUGUCGGCAGAGCACGGGGGACAGGUUUCAGAUCUGGGGGUGAACCCUUGAAACAACGACUUUUACUUGAAAAUCAGCGCUCUGGGAUUGCUUACGGAUCCGUCUCUCGUGCAAUGUGCUUCGCUCAAGAGACCACUUUAAACUGAAGUACUUUCUCUAUGAGUUCCACAAGAGUUCUUCAUCUGCUCACUCCCCCAAUGCCGGGUCCAGUUAUGCCGGUAGACGUGGCUGUGCAGCUGUACAUCACCCAUUCUCCCCCACUGCGCAGCUUCCUGAGCUCUUAUGAAGACUACAGGACAUGCAACCUGGUCAACACCUGCUACAAACCCCUUCGGCCCUGCUUGAGCUCCAGAGCCCACCUGGAGCCCCCUCAUCUAGACUGGCAGACCUCAAAAUCCAAAGCCAAGAAGAAGGUUGUGUUUGCCGACUCAAAGGGUAUGUCACUAACCGCGGUGCAUGUCUUCUCAACUUUCGACAACCGAGAACCUAUAACAUCUGAACUGCAGUUUGACCUAGAAGACCUAGAGGACAUCACAGCGCUCUCCACUCUCCAUAUAAAUUCGGUCCAGAGCAGAAUUCUAGACUUUCCACAGCCAGCAGCAGACUACCUAGAUUUUCGUAGUCGGUUGCUUAAGAACUUGGUUUGUUUGGAGAACUGUACCCUACAGGAGCGAGCCCUCACCGGCACCAUCAAAGUGCGCAACCUGGCCUACGAGAAGUCAGUUCACGUGCGAAUCACUUUCGACACCUGGAAGACCUUCCAGGAUGUGGAAUGCACAUUCAUGAAUAAUGUCUACGGUUGUCAGGAUACAGACAUAUUCUCAUUUGCCAUCGAACUGCCAGGGUAUGUGCCCCCUCAGAAUAAGGUCGAAUUUUGCAUUAGCUACAAAACUGGAGAACAGAUCUACUGGGACAAUAACGAUGGCAGAAACUAUGGACUGGUUUCAAUGUCUUGGCAACAAAAAAACACAUGGAAUUCCUCAAACAAGGGAAAUAAACCGAACGAAUCUAGAAAGUUAGGCAGGAAAACACAAGACAAGGAAGUAAAUAAAUGUAAAAGUCCGCUCCAGUUCAGUGGCAUUUUCCCAAACUGGCAGAGUUGGGGGCACAUUGCAACCAGUGGCCCAUACUGGUGACUUAAGCUGACAUAAAUAUCUACCUGUGUGUUGAAAGGAUUUAGCAAUGAUAUUUCUCUCAUUGUGACAACAGAAGAAGAUUAAUGUUCUCCUAAAAGAAGAUCUUAAUUUGAUUUACCUGCUGAUUACUUUACUAGACCUAGAUCAGCUGUCUAUGAGCAGAUUAAAAAGGGAACGGAGGCUGGUUGAAAUGGUCACAUAAAGUGAACCUUGUUUCUUUCAGAGGCAGCAUGUCGCUGCAUGUUUUAUUCUUUUAAGUAAAGCGUGUGUGAUGACCUCUUUCCUGAAGAGGUAGACCACUAAGGGGUCUGGAGUAAAGACUAUAACAUCUUUGUUGGUUCAUUGCAUAAAAUGUGCCUUUGUCUUAAGUGUGCUAAAAUAAUUUCUUGUGAAACUGCUGCCAUUGUGCACUAUAAAAAAAUAAUACGAAGUCAAAAUCAAGUGUGAUGAUUUAAAGAGGAUAUGUCUUAAGACCUGUGUCUCACAAGCCAAUUUUCAGUUGAAGAUUCAUUUGUGGAAGAGAUUAACCUGUUGGUAUGCAACCAGUGAGAUUGUCCUUCAUAUUGAAGGGGUAAACUUGAACUGGUUACACAUUUUUAGAAGGGAAAUAAAAGACAGAAAUUGUAAUAUUUAUCAUAUUUAAUGUGUAGUACGUGAAUAAAUCUGCCUUAAAAUAAAUCCCGCUUUGAUCAUUUUUAUCAAGCUUUUUAUCUGCAAGAUGCGUGUACUUUUAGGUGGCUCUUUUUUUUAUUAAUGUUUGUGUUGUACGUGUUGGCAAUUUAAUGUGCUGAAUUUGAUGCAACUGAAUGCAAUAAGCUAAACAAAUGGCCUGAUAAAGGCUUAUGUGCCUUAAGAUCUGCUAAGCAAAUGCCAUUUGUAAAGUAAGUGGUGUCUUUUAUUGGGUAAUUUUAUGUUUUAAGUGCAAUCCAGAGAAUAUGAAUGGAAUUGGUUGCGAUGUCAUAUUUGAAUCCGAUGUAAAAAAAAAUAAAAAAUAAGAAUGGCUGUAUUUUAUUAAAGAAAGAGUGGAUGUCUGGGUAAAUGAGUAUUUGUAUUUGGUGUGAUUUGUCUACAAUAAAAUAAAACUUCAUAUUUU
This is a messenger RNA of Puntigrus tetrazona (Sumatra barb), 2239 nucleotides long. It is a transcript of the gene ppp1r3ca, whose product is annotated as protein phosphatase 1, regulatory subunit 3Ca. Bases 169 to 1146 code for a protein of 325 amino acids. Gene Ontology annotation, biological process: regulation of glycogen biosynthetic process. Lineage: Eukaryota; Metazoa; Chordata; Actinopteri; Cypriniformes; Cyprinidae. The record is from RefSeq and is a predicted model, not a curated record. The transcript has 2 exons. Gene Ontology annotation, molecular function: glycogen binding; protein phosphatase 1 binding. Gene Ontology annotation, cellular component: protein phosphatase type 1 complex.